AUGGCUGAUGCACUACUGUCACUAGCUACUGAUCUCUUGAAGCAGUUGGGUUCAAUCGCUGUUCAGCAGGCUCAACAACAGAUAAACUUGAUUGUUGGCGUUGAUGAAGAAAUCCAAAAGUUUUCUGACAGUUUCAGAAUUGUCCAGGCGAUGCUCAAUGAUGUUGAGAAGAGACAAAGCACGGACGCAGCUGUGAAGCUUUGGUUAGAUCAGCUCAGAGACGUGUACUACAUGAUGGAUGACGUGUUGGACAAGUGGGACACUGCAAGGAUCAAAUCAGAAAUUCAAAAAGAAGAAGAAAGAGCUGCUGCCCUGAAGAAGAAGAAGGUACCAUGCUCAUUCUUCCCCUCUCUGUCAUGUUGUUUUGGUCAAGUAGAUAACCUUUCUCUGCGUCAUGAGAUUGGUCACAUGAUAGAAAACCUGAAACAAACAUUAGAUGACAUUCUCGGAGACAAAGUGAAGUAUGGGUUUGACUUGACUAGGCAUUCACAUGUAGAAGUUGAGCGACCAACAACCACGUCCUUUGUGGAUGUGUCCGAUAUAAUUGGUCGUGAUAACUAUAGGGAUGAGCUGUUGAGCAACCUGUUAGGUGUGGGUGGUCAGGAAGAAAGAAAUCCUCAUAUCAUCUCCUUAGUGGGCAUGGGCGGUAUAGGAAAAUCCACUCUUGCCCAACUAGCCUACAAUCAUUCUGAGAUACAAGUCCAUUUUGAAUUAAAAAUAUGGAUUUGUGUCUCUGAUCCAUUUGAUCAGUGCAAGGUUGCCAAAGCAAUCGUUCAGGAGGUUGACCCUAAACACGAAUCCCUCAAUAAAGUAACUGAAUUUCAAACUCUAUUACGUGAAAUAAAUAAUUUAAUUGGGAAGAAGAAAUUCUUUCUUGUCCUAGAUGAUGUGUGGACCGAUAACUUCACAAAGUGGGAGUCAUUUAGAAAGGUACUCAAAUGUGGUGCCCAAGGUAGUAGAAUUCUAGUCACCACACGAAAAAACAGUGUUGCAGAGAUGAUGGAGAGUUCCCACACGAUCAAUUUGGGGGUAUUGUCACUCGAUGAUUGUUGGUUGAUGUUCAGUAAAAUAGCAUUUUCUAACAAAGAUCUACAUCAACGUAGGGAUCUAGAAGAGUUAGGCAAAAAACUAGCAAAUAAGUGCAAAGGCUUGCCACUAGCUGUAAAGACUCUCGGUAGUCACAUGCGUGGCAAGAGAAGUAAAGAAGAGUGGGAGAGGGUUUUGUACAAUAAUUUGUGGGAAGUAGAAGAUAUUGAAAAAGGUCUUUUGGGACCAUUGUUGUUGAGUUAUAAUGAAUUGUCAUUAUCAGAGAAACAAUGUUUCUUAUAUUGUGUUGCCUUCGAGAAAGAUCAUCAAUUCAAUAGACUUGAGUUAAUCAUCCAUUGGAUGGCACAAGGAUAUAUCAACUCAAAAGGAAAUAUGGAGAUGGAAGACGUAGCAGAAGAGUACUUUAAAAAAUUAGCCAUGUGUUCUUUUUUCCAAGAUUUUGAGAAAGAUAAGAAUAAUGGUAGAAUUGAAAGUUGCAAAAUGCAUGAUAUUGUGCAUGACUUUGCACAGUCAAUGACAAAAGAUGUAUGCUUGACAAUCAAAGGUGAUGGAGAGGUUAAUAUAAACUUUAAAAGGGCUCGACAAUUGUCAUUAAGAGUUAAAGAAAUAUUUCCUGAGUCUAUCUAUGAAGCGAAAAAUCUACGCUUUCUCAAUUUAGUUUAUAUGUCUUCUCAGAUUGUCCAACCCAAGUUAUUCGACAAUUUGGUGGUAAGGGCAAAGAAAUAUGUGAACUGGGAGAAUUAG
Molecule: messenger RNA, 1791 nt
Organism: Quercus lobata
Lineage: Eukaryota; Viridiplantae; Streptophyta; Magnoliopsida; Fagales; Fagaceae
Product: putative disease resistance protein RGA3
Exons: 2
Coding region: 1-1791 (596 amino acids)
Molecular function (GO): ADP binding
Source: RefSeq, a predicted model, not a curated record